CAACUACUAACUCGCACCCAAUCAUCACAUCUCCCUCAACUUGGCUGUUAUGCGCAUGAGAUUCAAUCAUCACGUGGGCUGCUAACAUCUCAUGACUCUGAGCCCUGGAAAACUCAUCAAGACCUUGUCCUGACUUCUUGUCAAGCGUUUCCUAAAUCCUUUGAAGCUUGUUCACCGAUUCCAGUCGUAUAUAAAAGACUGUCUAGGUCACAUCCCAUCAACUUUUUCGUCUUCCCCACUCCAAACUCUCAAUUUUGCCUUAUCGUGAACAUUAGCCAAAGGCUGAUUUCGAUACCACUUCUACCUUUGCGCACUUAAAAAUCCUACACUCGCCUUGCAUUGUUAUCAAAACAGCCUGAUUCCUUGCUGUAUUUUCUUGUCUUGCUUUGCUUGCUCUUCUUUUUCUUAAACAUUUCUUGUUGGAUUUACCUAUCCAAAGUUUCUCGCAGCUUUCUAUAACAAUACCAAUCAACUUUUCCUGAAGAUCACCAUCAAUCGCCAUGGGUUUUCGCGAAAACAAGAACAAGCUGGGUACUCGCGUCCGCUCUGCGUUCGAUAGACUCAGACCUUCAAAAUCAAGCGUAGGAUUGUCAAACAUAAUGAAAGGUGAACUAUCAAUGAUUCGAGCAGUCUCGCCGAUGCCACUGCCGGUGUUAACUCUGUCAUCCAGCAUAUCGCAUCGAUUAGUUUCAAGUACAUUAAUGGAAGGCGUGAUGCGUGACUCAUUCUAUCACGAGCCUUGGAGCUUGAUAAAGUCUAGCCAAGAACAUCAAGAACCGGCUCGUUCACCCGUAGAUGUUUACAAGAUUAAUAGCUCGACAGCGCACGAUAAGGUCUUACAGCGCCAGGGAGUGCUCGCCUCCCCCAUUAACCUUCGCCUAGCAUCUCCCACUCAAUUCCCGUUAUACUUUCCAAGACCUUCAGUCCCCAUCCCAAAGCAAUCAGGAUUGUCGCGUUCUCAUACAUCGGGCCCAUUCACACCUGAGCUAGAGAAAAACCCCGCCGGAGGCAAACCUGAGCAUGUCACAUCCACUACCACUCCUAAAUCGAAUGGGUAUUUCACAAAGACCAAGCCACCAUCCAGUCAACCAUGCUCUCGGAGCAGUUCACCGACUUCGGUGUAUUCAGAAGAAUCCUCCAGCAUGCCAUCAUCGAAAGAAAAGGAAGCCUGGCUUACUCCUGAAAACCCUACUCAUCAAGAGGCGAAGUGGAGUGUGUCUCCUCCGGAAAACCCUAUUCAUCAAGAGGCGAAGUGGAGUGUGUCUCCUCCCGAAAACCCUACUCAUCAAGAGGCGAAGUGGAGUGUGUCUCCUGCUCGUCAUUUCUUACGUCGCCGAGGUCCUACUCCAACUACCCAGCCUCUAUCUUCCAGACUUCUACAAUCAAUUGUAUCAUCCCCACCCGCGAAACCUUUGUCGGUCCAAAGUACAAGUACAAGUUCGGAUUCCGACAGAGAGCUCAGUAAUCAACUUGAACUCUCACGUCCAGGUCGUCCGAGGGCACAAGACGUUAUUGAUGACACGAGGUUAGAAUAUGCAUUGCUGGCGAGAACUGAGCCUUUGCGAAUCGUGCGCACGGAAGUAUCCCCAACAUCAUACAAGUCUUGGGCUUCUACUUAUAUGACUGAUCUCACCGCUUCUUGUUCAAACUCCUCAUCAUAAUGAUUUACUACAAUAUGACAUCUUUUUUUCUCUUGCAAUUUUCUUUAUUACCUUGAACGUUGUUAUCUUCAGUACUUUGUAUUUUUUUUGAAUCUCUUGGGUUUUCUCUGAAUAUUUGACUUCUUGUUUUUUUCUUUGAAAUAUAUCAUCUUCUAAUAUCUAGCUAUCAUUUUAUACAUGCAAUUUUUCUUGCAUGUCAUUCAACAUC
Melampsora larici-populina 98AG31 is the source of this 1869-nucleotide messenger RNA. RefSeq lists its product as uncharacterized. The record is from RefSeq and is a predicted model, not a curated record. The coding region runs from base 501 to 1661 and encodes 386 amino acids. NCBI's taxonomy places the organism in Eukaryota, Fungi, Basidiomycota, Pucciniomycetes, Pucciniales, Melampsoraceae. The transcript has 3 exons.